AUGUCUAUGCCAGACCGUAAUCCCCAGGAGGGUGGUGGCCCCAAUCUAGUGAGUAUUGAGGUUAUGCGGAAUCACUCCGAGCUCUUCAGGUCAGAAUGCAUGAGGCUGAUCAUGGAAAGUGACAAAGCAUGCAAGCGUAUGCAAGAUGACGACAACAAGCGGCUAGAUCAGCGGGUCAGAGACAUCCAGUUUCUGAGGAAGGAGUUGGAGCUGAAGUUGGAGGAGAUUAUUCUGGAGAUUGAUGCCCUCUUAGUGUUACAGAGCAGGGUCAUGAAAGCCCUAGAGGCCUGCAAAGAGCCUAUGAGAGUCACCAUUCUCUGUCUGGAGGAGAGAAUGAAGCGUCUUCCCUCUGAGAGGCUGCAUGAUGAGGUGGACAGAGAGCUGCUGAGGGAGAGGGAGCUCAUUGACGGAGUGGGUUCUCUUCUGCAGCGUGUAGCAGAGCAGAUCACCGAGCAGAUACGACUGAACCGAUCUGCCAAAUAUUACGUGGAGCAGGAUCUCAAGGAGAAAGCUGAGGCUCAGUGCAUUGACGACUCCUGUGCCUUAAUGACCACCCAUUCCCAGAACACCCUGCAGAAGUCCACAAAUGCCAAAAUUCUCCUGGCGAGCUUGACAGUGACUCCGAAGCAGUGGGAGAACAUCUCUGACAUCAACAUAAUCAAAGCGGAGCAGCAGAAGAUCAACUCUCAGUCACUUCGGGCUCUGACGGAGUCUCUCCUGGAGCAGACGGCCAGUGACAUGCAGAAGCAGGUCCAGGCCACAACGUCGGCCUUUCAGCUGAAUGUGCAGGAGAUCAAGACGGCCAAGAGCCUGAUGGAGGAUCAGUUGUCUAAGAUUCUGUCUGAAUUCGCUAGCCAGCAGAGGAAUAAAGAAGAUCUCCAAGCAUCCAUCGCAGAGAAUGAACAUUUCCUGAGCUUGGCCAAGGCCCGACUGACUUUGCGUCGGCAGAGGCCUGGCAAAGAGCACUGCCAUGAUCCAGCACAGUCCCAGCUCCUCGCCGAGGUCCAGCAGCUCACCGUUCACAUCAGCAAACUGCAUGAGGCAGCGGCCCAGUCAGAGGAGCAGCAGAGGGCUCUGAUUCGCUGCCAGCUGGAUCUGCAGGAAAAUAUCGGGAUCAAGGCCAACUCUCUCUACAUUGAUGAGGUCAUCUGCGCCCAGCACAGGGAGCCCAUUAUCAUCCAUAACUUCUGA
Messenger RNA from Scomber japonicus (chub mackerel), 1191 nucleotides. RefSeq names its product tektin 1 (gene tekt1). Gene Ontology annotation, cellular component: nucleus; microtubule cytoskeleton. The coding region runs from base 1 to 1191 and encodes 396 amino acids. Gene Ontology annotation, biological process: cilium movement involved in cell motility; cilium assembly. The transcript has 7 exons. The record is from RefSeq and is a predicted model, not a curated record. NCBI's taxonomy places the organism in Eukaryota, Metazoa, Chordata, Actinopteri, Scombriformes, Scombridae.